AUGUAUCUUACUCUCCAAAGUUGUGACAUCCACUGUGAAGGAGGAGAUGGAGGCAGCCCAGAAAAAAACCUUCUCUGUGUGAUGUGUUCCAGUCACCCAACCUGUGUAAACAAGUGUGACUCAUCCUUCAUGAGAUUUGCAACACGGCUGCCCUGUUCUGGCUUGAUUCUCCACUUACAUCAGCUGGGGGAUAGCAUCUUCCUUUUGCCAGCUAUCAUUGGAAUAGUCAAAAUCCCAAGCAUUUAUCUUGCUUUUUGGACAUUGAAUCACUUGGGUCGUCAAAUAAGCCAACUGUUUUUUAUGUUUGUGGUGGGAAUCUUAAUUCUGGCAUUGUUGUGCCUCAAGGUGAGGAAAGAGCACAGGGCAAAAAAAGAAAUCUCUUAUGACUGUUCCCCAGAGGAAGAAAGUCUUCCAUUAAGCUCCUGCGGAAUGAUCCAAAGAUCGGUGACACUCUGCAUGAAGGACAGACAUACACUGAACAGAAAAGAGGAAGAAAUGCAGACCCCACGUUUGAUUUUGACAAUUUUAGGAGCAGCAAUUUCUACUGCCUCUGUUACCAGUUCUUUUACCCAUGCAAAUGAACUACUCCCCACCAUUAGCAGGGGAACAGCUUUAGGAAUCACUGGAAUUGCUGGCAGUACUGGGGCAGCCCUGACUCUGUUGAUGAUCCUAGUGACAUAUUCUCCACCCUUGCUCUGGAUCAUCUAUGGUGUUUUCUCCACCCUCUCUGGCCUUGUUGUCCUCCUUCUUCCUGAAACCAGGAAUCAGCUUCUGCUGGACUCUAUCCAAGACAUAGAAAAUGGAUGAGUGAACCCUACCACUGCCCCUUAGGGGAGUUGUGACUACAGGUCUGAGUGAGAUGACAAUAUACCAUUCAGAGCCAAUGCAUCCCAGGGAGGCUUAGACCUAAAUUCUUCUCAUGUGGUUAGUGCCUUUGGUUCAGAUACAGUUCAUCUGUUUAAGCAGGGGCCUCAGAUGUCCCUGUAGGCUCUCAAGACCACACAAACCAGCUCUGCCCAGUCUACACCACUAGAUUUCAUGGUACAUAUGGCAAAUUUAGGUCUCUUCUGCUCUCCCUGCCCUAGUGUAACACACACAGUCCUGAAGGAGUUUCACAAACAUGCCCAAAUAUAAAUAUCAAACCUCAUCCUGUAGACCUUGACCCCCUCUGCUGGUGAAUGCUGGUAAGCUCUUGGCAGUGGUCAGUUCUGGAAGGCCUGAGUUUUUCCCUGGUCACAAAGUAAUCUGGGGGGAUCAUGUGCAGGACUAGAGCCUUCCUCACAAGUGACAGUCCAUCUCAGGCGAAGGAGUCUUGGUUGGUUGAGAUUCUAACCACCUGGCUUUCACUGGGAAUGAAAGUGUUGAACAAAAAAAAAGGCAAAGGGCUACAUAAAGUGCCUUUGUAAGUAAUGAAGACUGAGAAAGGGUUUUGAAACUUCUCUGACCUUCUCUUUCCUUUUCCAAAGACCCACUUGACUAAAGUAUAAGUAGAGACCUUCACAGCUGCCUUAUCAGAUCUUACAUUGUGAGUUAGGUCUUUAUUCCUAGCAUUUACUCAAACCCUCCUGGCAGGAUUCAAGAUUGGUACCAAAACUGGUGCAUGAAUGGUCAUCUUGCCCUAAGACAUGAAGACAGAGAAAUGAUAGAGAGAGAAGAGAGGGGAUAGAGAGAUAACAGAGACAGAUUAUAUAGGUAUAUACAGGUGGUGACAGAUGUAGAUGAUGUGUAUAAAUACAGACAUAUAAUAUAGAUAUAGAUUGAUAGAUUACAUAGAUACAGCAGUAGAUAUAGACACAGAUAUAAAUAUGAACGACAUACAUAGAGAAAUAGACAGACAAACAGAUGGAUAGAUAUAACUUUUUUCCUAUUUGCAUUUGUUUGUUGGUUUCUUUCUAUUUGUCCCAGGAUACAAGGCUCAAGAAAAAAAAAAAAAAACUGGAAGAUACCUUCAUCAAAGUGACACAGUUUUAAGAAAUUCAAGGAACUGAGUGUUGAUCAGAAAGCAAAGAAAAAAUUUAAAUCUUCCCCAGAGACAAGCAAAAUUUGGAAAAAAAUUUAAAUAAAAAGAUAUAAUGAAAUAAUGGAUCCAU
Chinchilla lanigera (long-tailed chinchilla) is the source of this 2090-nucleotide messenger RNA. RefSeq names its product solute carrier family 22 member 9. The record is from RefSeq and is a predicted model, not a curated record. NCBI's taxonomy places the organism in Eukaryota, Metazoa, Chordata, Mammalia, Rodentia, Chinchillidae.